AUGGCGCGCAACUCGGAAAAAGCGCAAUCCAUGCUCUUUCGCUUCCGCGCCGCCCAAGCCGCAGAGUCAGGCCUCUUGCCCUCAUCGUCGCUGCGCCGCCCGAAAGCCCCCUCGACGAUUAACACGGUGCCCUUGUGCGAGAAAUGGCGCGGCCAGAUCCUCAAGGAAGUCAGCCGCAAAGUGACCAAGAUCCAGGACGAGUCGCUGUCGGACUUCCAGAUCCGCGACCUCAACGACGAGAUCAACAAGCUGAUGAAGGAGAAGUGGGGCUGGGAACGGCGCAUCCGGGAGCUCGGCGGGCCGAAUUACAUGCGCGGAGGGGGCACCGUGUUUGACGACCAGGGGCGCGAAGUCCCCGGUGGGGGUAAGGGGUAUAGAUACUUCGGGCGGGCAAGGGAAUUGCCUGGCGUGAAGGAGAUGUUUGAGCGGGCCGCCAAGAGGAGGGUUCGUGGUGGUGAUGACGAAAACGAGGAUGUGCCCCGCCAGGAGAUUAAUCGUCGGAACCUCGACGCCAGGUAUUUCGGGUUUGGGGCGGACGAGGAGGACGGUGCACUUCUCAAGUAUGAGCGCCGGAAGGAGAAGGAGGCCGUGGAGAGGCUGGGGAAGUUGGCCGCGGAUGGUAACGAGGGAGCCGAUGACGAUCCGGACUGGGAGCCCUUACCCGGUGAUGCGGGCGACGGCAUGAGAUGGCGGUUACCUACGCUGGAAGAGGUCCAGCAGGAGCUGAUGGAUCGGCGGAGGAGACAGUUGCUCGACAAGCUCGGUUGA
Cladophialophora yegresii CBS 114405 is the source of this 768-nucleotide messenger RNA. RefSeq names its product pre-mRNA-splicing factor isy1. Gene Ontology annotation, cellular component: post-mRNA release spliceosomal complex; Prp19 complex; catalytic step 2 spliceosome. Gene Ontology annotation, biological process: mRNA 3'-splice site recognition; generation of catalytic spliceosome for second transesterification step. Bases 1 to 768 code for a protein of 255 amino acids. The transcript has a single exon. NCBI's taxonomy places the organism in Eukaryota, Fungi, Ascomycota, Eurotiomycetes, Chaetothyriales, Herpotrichiellaceae. The record is from RefSeq and is a predicted model, not a curated record.